This is a messenger RNA of Podarcis lilfordi (Lilford's wall lizard), 5638 nucleotides long. Lineage: Eukaryota; Metazoa; Chordata; Lepidosauria; Squamata; Lacertidae. The record is from the annotation of a GenBank genome assembly.
GGGUGGGGAGAAGAAGCGCGCGAUCGGCAGCGGGGGACGCCCGACACCUGGGUCUCCUUCGUUGGAAGCGGAACGCCAAGAAGCGGAACGGGUUGCGAGCCGGGGCCGCUUCGCGGUGGAACUCUCCUUUGCCUUUCGGGUUCGGCGGCCGGGAAGGAGAGUCGCCGAGAGUCCCGCGCCGAGUCUAGUCCGUUCCGAGGCACCGCGGCGCCAUGGUGAGUAGCAGGAGCGGGGGGCUCGGCGGGCUCGGCUCCGAAGGGCUUCUUCGAGGGAGGGCGGGGGCCAGAGACCUCUUCCUUUAGAUUUAUCAGUCUCCGCCUUACAUUAAGACGUGCGACACCGGUAUAAAGCUGUUUGUUUGCUUAUCAUUAAACGAAAGCGAGGCCCAUUCACUGAGGAUAAGGCUAGCCGUGCUGGCUUAUGUUCCGCUCUCCGCUGUUGGAGGGCAGCCUGCCUCUGAAUACCCACUUGUGGGCUUCCUUAUAGGCGUCUUGUUGGCCUUGCUGGACUAGAUGGGCCUUUGGUUUGAUACAAUUGGGCCCUUACGUCCUUAUUUAACUUUAAAACGCAUCAAAAUGCAAACAGCUUAUGCUCAUUAUUAUAACGUAGACAAGGCACAUCUCUCAUUACGCUAUAGCUAAGGCUGCUUCCCUGGAGAAAAAACCAAGAGCAGAGGGGUGACUUACCGGUAGUUACAUUAGUACAUUACUAUUUUUAGGAUUUUUGUGAGUUAACUACUUUUGUAGUGGUCAUUUGUUUUGAUUUUCUGUACACUGCUUAAGAGAUAUAUUUUUUUAAUAUACUAAGCAGCAUAGAAGUAGUAUAAAUAAAUAGAUAAUCCUAUCGAGCUCAAUGGGAUGGAUAGCCAAGUAAAAAUAAGCAGGAUUUCUUACACCAACUGACAAAGUAGUUAAACCAGUUUCAUUUUUAUCUAUUAUUGUCUACUGCAUCAAUUUCUUUGGGCAGUCUUUGACCCUUGAACCCUAGGUAAUUUCAGAUCUCAAUAAAAACAUAAUAAGCUAACAUAACAGUGCAUAGUGGUAAAAUUACAUUGAAAUAAUUGGAACUUACUAGGAUGAAUAAGGGAUUUUUCUUACUGAAACGUUUCUGAAGUGAAAGUGGUAAUAGUAAAUACAACUUUCACAAAGUAUUUCAUAGUUAUAUGGUUGUUAUAUAUUAUAUAUAUAUAUAUAUGGUUUUAUAUAUAUAGAAAACAAAGCUCUUACAAAUGUUUACUGUUGACAUUUUUUAAAAAAACUUCUGAACAUUUAAUUUCCUUGCACUUUGCAGCCACAAAACGAGUACAUAGAGUUACAUCGGAAGCGAUAUGGUUAUCGUUUGGAUUACCAUGAGAGAAAGAGGAAGAAAGAGGGCCGUGAGGCUCAUGAACGCUCAAAAAAAGCUAAGAAAAUGAUUGGACUGAAAGCUAAGCUUUAUCAUAAACAGCGCCAUGCAGAGAAGAUACAGAUGAAAAAGACGUGAGUGGGCUUUUUUUGUUCAACUAAACUUCUUUGGUAUAGUGAAAAACUAAUAUAGUUCAGAACUAGCUCCACUGGAAGACAAACUAUUGAUUACUCCUUUAAACUUACUGUUUGCCUGUUACUGGGCUUUUAUAAACCUAUGCCAAAAUUGUACACUUUCUUCUUUUUAAGCACUGUGUAACUAUCUCAGACAACCGUUAGUCUUCAGAUGACAUUAAUUUUGCAUAGCUUGUUCUGCUGAUUUAGUCAUGUUCUUGGUUAGGAAAAACAUUGUGACUAGUAUAAAGCAUGUGUCGAUGUAACUAUUUUCAAUUGACUUUGAUUCCCACCUGAAACUUUGCUUUUCAAUUUUUUAAAAAAAUAAUUUGUGCACAUUCUAUUUAUCUAGUAUUAAGAUGCAUGAAAAGAGAAAUACCAAGCAGAAAAAUGAUGACAAGACCCCAGAAGGAGCUGUGCCAGCCUAUCUGCUGGACAGAGAGGGUCAGUCCCGAGCUAAAGUUCUCUCCAACAUGAUUAAACAGAAGCGAAAAGAGAAAGCUGUAAGUACUGCAGAAGUUCAGGUUAUCACUAUUUGUCAAGCUGUAAAAAUACUGAUUUUCAAGGUGGUGGCUCUGGUAUCUGUUCAGGGUAUGAAGUACACACAUACUGUUCUCCAUUUUCAGUUUUAACCAGGCAAACUCUCCUGCGUAUAUCCAGUGAGGAAUUAUUGGACUUGCCAAGACAAAUCUAUGACUUGCGCUAAUAUACUGCGUGCAGUAUACUUGCAGUUUAGCAACUCCCUGCUGCAUAUCAUACUCCAAAAGCUGAUUUAACUUCUACUCAUGAACGUGUGGGGUUUUUUUUAAAAAACAAAAGGUUGCAUGUGGUUGUAUCAAGACCUAGUUGGUCUAGGUUUCUGGGUAAAAUCCAGUGUUGUGCAAACUUGUUCAGUGGGACUUCUCCUCCCCAUGGUAGGGUCAUGCACCUUGCCUAGUGCUCCAGAGCAGAUGAGGGGCGAGGGGCAGUGCAUUGCAUUGCAGAAGGGGAAAUGUCCCUAGCUAUGGACUUGCACCUUGUCAGAGAUGACACCCCCCCCAAACAAGUUUCAACAUGCAGUAGCAGUAUAAUUCCUUUCUCUGCAAGGUAGACAUUUCACAGAGAUCUGGAGUAGGUAGAAGCUAAAGCACUGUACAGUAUUUUUAAAAAUCACCUCCUGUGCAGGUGAGAGUGAAGAGGGUAGCAGCACUCUGUUGCACUGAACUUUGGAGAAGGCAAAAGAACUGUAAUACAUGCUGUGCUUCUCCCGGCUCCAAAACCCAGGUCACUAUGAGCAGAGCCUCAUGCCAUAAUCAGCUUUGAAGUACAUAAAAGCAAUAGAUCUCUUCUGUCCGUUUCAGAGCCUAUGAGAACUUCUGUCCCCCAUGUCCUCUGGAAUGAGCAGAGGGCUAAAGGCAAAGUGUUGGUGGUAAUAACAAACGAUGACUGGCUAGUAAAUCAGGCAAAAAUGUGCAUACACCUGUGAAGGCCCAAGACAGGUGUUGAUCAUCAUGUGAGCUGCGCACAGGUGGUCUGAAGCGAGCUACUGCCAUUCCUGUGGAGCCUCCUUUUAUUAAGACAAAUAUGCAAGCUAGGCAGAUACAUUUUUGGGCUGUGACCUUUACACAUCUUCCGUCCCGAGAUCGUGGGGUGGUACAAAGCUAUUUUGGCACCUGCUCCACAGCGUCAUUUUCCCCUUGCACAGUGUAUGACGAAUGGAGACAAAAGGUCUCUAAGGAAAAAGGUUACAGACAGGACACUGCUGACUGCUGAGACCUCAAAAGGUCAGACACAGGGGACGAUGUUCCGACAGCCGUGGCUUGUCUGAGGGGGGGUUUUCCCUGCACCCCAGGGUCACGCGUGCAGGCAGACGUGGCUGCCUGCUGGUGGAAAGUGUGCUCCCUCCGGACCCCACUGUCCACUCGGCAAUAUCCCUACACACCUGCACAACUAUAGUAUUUUUUUUAUGUUAUCAGAUGGCAGUCAAUUUUUAACAAGUAGUUGGUCUUGACUAGUUAAGACAGCAUGUUGUUCAUUCUAGUUGUUCUCCGACUUUAGCACUCUAACCAUUUCUUUCUGUUUCUUUGCAGGGGAAAUGGGAGGUUCCUGUACCCAAGGUUCGUGCUCAGGGAGAAACAGAAGUGCUCAAGGUGAUCCGUACAGGAAAGAGAAAGAAGAAGGCUUGGAAGAGAAUGGUUACUAAAGUGUGUUUUGUUGGGGAUGGCUUUACCCGAAAGCCACCUAAAUAUGAACGUUUCAUUCGGCCAAUGGUAAAUGAUUUGAUUGAUUGAUUAUUCUUUACAUAAGUUGUUGCUCACUUCACGAUUAUCAUCCUUGAGUGGAGAAAACAUUAGCAGUUUCAACAAUGUUGUAAUAGAACCUUUUUCUUUGAACUGAUAGUCUUAUCUACACUUCAGAACUAGAUAGCCAGUAAAACCUUUUGUUAUUUGCAGGUAUUGGAUAGCAGAGUAAUUUACAGUAAUAUACACACUAAAAAGUUAGCAUUUAAUACCAAACAUCUAACAGAGAUGCCUCUAAUUUUCUGCACUGUUGAUUUGAUUAUUGAAGCACCAUCAUGGCUAGUUAUGUUUUCAUCUCUAUUUAGUGUUACAGCAAUCUCUUGUUACCUAACAGGGUUUACGAUUCAAGAAGGCCCAUGUAACACAUCCUGAACUUAAAGCCACCUUUUGCCUACCUAUUCUUGGUGUAAAAAAGAAUCCCUCUUCUCCUCUGUAUACAUCUUUGGGGGUAAUUACAAAAGGUACCGUCAUUGAGGUGAAUGUGAGUGAGCUUGGUCUCGUGACACAAGGAGGCAAGGUCGUCUGGGGUAAGUAUUGGAAUAUCAGUUACCAAUCUUAAUGUUAAACUUAUGUGUAGGGUUUUUUAUUGCAUCAAUAGGGAGGGGGAAUUUCCUCUCAAUGCAAACAGUACCUUGAGAUGAGUGAUUUUCCUCAGGCCUGCAAUAGGAGAACAAAAUUAUAUUCUGCCUUCUUGCCUAACUGCCCAACACCAGCAUGAAGGAUACAAAAUAUUUUACCCCCCACUCCCAUGUACAGUUCUCUCAGUCAAAGUCAGAAUGUAUUUUUACAUGUCUUGUGGUAUCAUUAAUUUGGCCUGAAACUACAUUUCUAGUCAAAAUAAGACUAGUAUCAUAUUACAUGUUACAUUAAACUGCAUUGUCCAUAGCUAAUUGUAGGCCCCAACUCUUACAUCAAGACCUGACUUAAUUAGCCAUUCAGUAUGAAGCCUUAUUAUCUUUGAGCUUGGUGGAAAGGUGCACUCACAGGUGGCUAUGUCUGCUGGAUAACAGCCACAGAAUCAGGCUAACUAAAUAAUGGGUUAGUUCAGUGAUAACAGAGCUCUCCUGCUUUAGGAUGUGAAAUUUGAAGUUCCCUUUUCUUCCAACUCAAAACAGCUUAUUUCCUUGGGUCCUCUGUUUAAAUUUCUUAUCUUUUCUUUGUUUCAUUUUUAAGUGCUGCCUCUUGCCUUUAAGCUUGCCUUUAAGGCCUUUUAAGGUUUCGAUUUGUGUAUUUGAUAAACAUAUCCACAUGUGUGGAGACGGGAUUCCUUUUCAUUAUUUUGUGAGAGGGUGGUUUAGUGUUGUGGACCACUAACACUUCUGCACAACUUGACAUCUGCACCUUUUGCAUCUCUGAGAUGAGGCAUAUUCCCAUGAGAGGGAGUGAACCGUGGAAACUUCUCAUCUCCACUGAGGACCAAGGACCAAAGUUGACUAGCCAAUAGGCCAUGCCUACAUUACAAUUGCUGUUUAGAAAAUAAAUGCAUGAGCAUGUGCCAUUUCUGUGAACAUAAGUGCAGCUUAUUCUCACUUUAGUAAGUGCUAAUAUAGUUCUUUCCCAUUUCAGGAAAAUAUGCACAAGUAACCAACAAUCCAGAAAAUGAUGGGUGCAUUAACGCAGUUCUGCUUGUCUAAGUGGCAUCUUACAGUCUGGAUACACACAGUUACUUUUCCAAGGAGAACCAUGACUUCCUCAAAACAUUUGCAGAAAAAGAACUUCUUGUGUCAAAGCAUCAGUAUGUGAAGUCAGGAAAUGGAUUCUAAGAACUGUUUUUCACUGAACAUUACAAUCAAUAAAAGGAAACCAUUGUGGGCCCAAACUAACUAAUCCCAAUCAUUACAA